Messenger RNA from Fimicolochytrium jonesii, 1524 nucleotides. RefSeq names its product galactose-binding domain-like protein. The record is from RefSeq and is a predicted model, not a curated record. Gene Ontology annotation, biological process: allantoin catabolic process. The coding region runs from base 254 to 1399 and encodes 381 amino acids. Gene Ontology annotation, molecular function: allantoicase activity. Lineage: Eukaryota; Fungi; Chytridiomycota; Chytridiomycetes; Spizellomycetales; Powellomycetaceae. The transcript is spliced from 3 exons.
UGCAGUAUUAUGAGGACCGACUCGAAAGUGAGAAAUUGCAGCGGAGGGUGUUGCCACUUGGCCGCGAGUCCCAAAUGUCCGCGAUAGAUGACUUCGACGCGAGCGUGACCCCAACAACCAAGCGGUACAGACCGCUAACAGCUUCAGGAAUAGCGCAGACCGCUAAUCGCUUCACGAAUCCUGCGCUCUCCGUUCAGGCGGCGAACCUCAUCCUCACCCCACUCCCACAUUCAACCCCCCUCCAACCCCCACAAUGACAACCCCGCCGGAGCACCCCUACUCCACCCUAACAAACCUCUCCUGCGCCUCCCUCCGCACCCACAUCCUCUUCGCAACCGACGACUUCUUCGCCCCGGCCGAGCUCUUCCUCAACCCCUCCCCACCCGCAUUCGACCCCACAACAUUCACCCCGUUCGGCAAACAAAUGGACGGCUGGGAAACGCGUCGCAAACGGACCGCAGGGCACGACUGGUGUAUUAUCCAACUUGGCCUGCCGGGGAUGAUUCAUGGCUUUGAGAUCGAUACCGCGUUCUUCACGGGCAACCAGGCGCCCGGGAUCUCUGUGCAGGCCGCUGCAUUCAAACCCGGUGAAGGCGGUGUCUCGUCAUUAGUCCGGCGAAGCGAGAUCGGCACCGCGUGCACAUCCUCAGAGUUACAAAUCGCCGAAAGCGUGGGAUCAGAUGGAUGGGAGGAACUGGUACCUUACACGCCGCUGGGGCCGGGGUACGAGGCGACGCGGUACCAUUAUGUGGAAAGUGGGAACAAACGGGCCAGGUUUACGCAUCUGAGGGUGAACUUGUUCCCGGAUGGGGGCGUCGCGCGGUUUAGGGCUUACGGGGUUGUGAGUAAGGAUUGGGAGGCGGUGGGGAGGGGGGAGGUUGUGGAUUUGGCGCAUGUUGAGAAUGGCGGCCGUGCCGUAAGCUUCUCCAACGCCCACUACGGCCACCCCCGCAAUCUCAUCGCCCCCGGGCGCUCGCUCACCAUGGCCGGCGGCUGGGAGACCGCGCGAAACCCGGACCGACCGCGAAUCUACCAGCACGACCCGCAGACGGGGCAGCUGAUCAUCCCGGGAAAACACUGGGCGAUACUGGCGCUAGGACAUGCGGGGAAUGUUGCGGAGGUUGAGGUUGAUACACAUUUGUUCAAAGGGAACUUUCCGGAGAGUGUUGUUGUCGAGGCCGCGGACAUUGCACCAAGCGACGCCCAUCUGGCCACCGAAAACAGCUCCUCAAUCCCCUGGUUCACUCUCAUCCCACGCACGAAACUAGGCCCGCACGCGCAGGUGACAUUCGGCGUAGAGGACGGCAGUAAGGCAAAAAGAGUGACGCAUGUUAGGGUGACGAUGUUUCCGGAUGGCGGGAUCAGUCGGGUUAGAGUCCGGGGGACCGUUUGUGCUUAGAACAAUAAAUAGGGUUGAUUCUAUUUGGUGGGGCUACCGUAGGCCUAGGUGCUGCUACAGCAAUUCACUACCAAUCUAUAUCACAUAUCACAUAUCACACCCUAAACCGUCACUCCCUCUAUUCC